Ctenopharyngodon idella (grass carp) is the source of this 15794-nucleotide messenger RNA. Its product is annotated as NACHT, LRR and PYD domains-containing protein 12-like. The coding region runs from base 217 to 3579 and encodes 1120 amino acids. The transcript is spliced from 14 exons. Gene Ontology annotation, molecular function: protein binding. The record is from RefSeq and is a predicted model, not a curated record. Lineage: Eukaryota; Metazoa; Chordata; Actinopteri; Cypriniformes; Xenocyprididae.
UAUGUAGUUAGCCUAAAACGUGAAAAGUGAAAGUAAAACAGCCAUUUCGCCAUUUUGAUGGGAGAUUAGUUUACAUUGUAGAAAAAGAAACGACUUUUCUAUACAUCUACUGUGAUUAAGCAGGAAUCUACGAAUGGAGACGACUUUUUGAUCUAGGGUCAAAGGAGGACAUCAGGCUCAUCAGGUCCAUCUGUGCAGCUCCAUGAGGACUGAACCAUGAAUGUUUCAAAUAAACUGACAGAUGGAGAUUGUGCUCCAGAAUGCAGUUUGAUGCAGAAAGAGAGAUCAGACUCACCACAACCCAGCUGUGUGUCCAUGAAGAGUAACCAGUCAAUGGAACAACCAAUAGCAUUAAAAAAUGAAAGAGUUACUCCUAAGAUUAGUUCAAUUCAGAAAGAGAGAUCAGACUCAGCAGGACCCAGCUGUGUGUCCAUGAAGAGUGACCAGUCCAUGAACCAUCCAGAAACAUUCAAAACUGGAUUUCACCCUAAUAUUAGAGUACAGCAGAAGGAACCAGUAAAUGAACAGCUAUGCAGGACACCAGAACAGAGAAUCAGCUUCACAGAGAGCAGCAUUGAAUCUGAACUUGGUGAAGUUCUGGACAAAUUCAAAUCAAAUCUGAUAAAGAAGUUUCAGUGUCUAUAUGAGGGAACAUCAAAGCAGGGAAACCCGACACUCCUGAAUGAGAUCUACACAGAGCUUUACAUCACAGAGAGUGAAUAUGGAGAGAUCAAUAAUGAGCAUGAGGUGAGACAGAUUGAGACUCAAUCCAGGAGAGCAGAAACAGAGGACACAUCGAUCAAAUGCAGUGACAUCUUUAGACCUUUACCUGGACAAGACAAACCCAUCAGAACUGUGCUGACAAAGGGAGUCGCUGGCAUUGGAAAAACAGUCUCUGUGCAAAAGUUUGUCCUGGACUGGGCUGAAGGGAAAGAGAAUCAGGACAUCCAGCUCAUAUUUCCACUUCCUUUCAGAGAGCUCAAUUUAAUACGGGACCAUAGCCUCAGCCUUUUAGAUCUACUUCAUGUUUUUUUCGCUGAAACAAAAAAUUUGGAUAUUUCCAGCAGUGAAUAUAAAGUGUCAUUCAUCUUUGAUGGUCUGGAUGAGUGUCGUCUGUCUCUGGAUUUUCAGAGCGAUGUGAGGAUGUGUGGUGUGACUGAAUCAGCCUCAGUGGGUGUGCUGCUGACGAACCUCAUUGUGGGUAAUCUGCUUCCCUCUGCUCUCAUCUGGAUCACCUCCAGACCAGCAGCAGCUGAUCUCGUCCCCUCUGAGUGUGUCCAUCGAGUGACAGAGGUACGAGGCUUCAGUGACCCACAGAAGGAGGAAUACUUAAGGAAGAGAAUCAGUGAUCAGAGUCUGGCCAACAGGAUCAUCUCACACCUGAAGUCAUCAAGAAGCCUCUUUAUUAUGUGCCACAUCCCAGUGUUCUGCUGGAUCUCAGCCAUUGUUCUAGAGAAGAUGUUGAGUGAAGCACAGAGUGGAGAGAUUCCCAAGACUCUCACUCAAAUGUACACACACUUCCUGAUAAUUCAGACCAACAUCAAACACGAGAAGGAUUAUGAGAAGACAGUGAAAGAUGAAGACAUGUUUCUCAAACUGGGGAAGCUUGCUUUUCAGCAGCUUAGGAAAGGAAAUCUGAUCUUCUAUGAGGAAGACCUGAGAGAGUGUGGCAUUGAUGCGACAGAAGCAUCAGUGUACUCAGGAUUGUGCACUCAGAUCUUCAGAGAGGAGUUUGUGUUGUAUGAAGAGAAAAUGUACUGCUUUGUUCAUCUGAGCAUUCAGGAACAUCUUGCAGCUCUAUAUGUGCAUCUGUCCUUCGUAAACAAUAACAGAAACAUGUUUGACCAAAACAUUUCACCAACUCAUGAAGCCAAGAAAAAGAAGAUUUCAAUGUCAGACCUGCAUCAGAGAGCUGUGGAUGAGGCGUUAGAUAGUAAAAAUGGACAUUUAGAUCUUUUCCUUCGUUUCCUAUUAGGCCUCUCAAUGGAGUCCAAUCAGAAUCUCUUACAAGGUGCAUUAUCACAGACUGGAAGCACCUCUCACACUAAUGAUGGAACCAUUGUGUUCAUCCAGAUGAGAAUCUGGUGUGAUCCAUCUCCAGAGAAAUCCAUAAAUCUGUUCCACUGUCUGAAUGAACUGGGUGAUCAUUCCCUCGUGAAAGAAAUCCAGCAAUACAUUAAAUUUGGUAAAAUAAAAGAAAUUGAGCUCUCACCUUCACAGUGGUCUGCUUUGGUUUAUGUUUUGCUGACGUCAGAGCAGGAAACUGAUGUGUUUCAACUGAGCAGAUAUACAGGAAAACACAUCACUCCAGAUGAAGCUCUUCUGAAGCUGCUGCCUGUGAUUGAAGCAUCAAGAUCAGCUCAGCUUGAUAAGUAUUUAUCUGAGAAAAGCAUCGCUUCUCUGGCCUCCAUUCUCAGCUCACAGUAUUCAUGCCUGAGAGAACUGGAUCUAUCUGGUAAUAAACUUGGAGACUCAAGAGUGAAGUUGCUCUCUUCUGGGCUGAAGAAUCCACGCUGUAAACUGGAGAUACUGAAGUUGAGCCAUUGUGGUGUCACAGAUGAAGGUUGUGAUGCUCUGGCUUCAGCUCUGAGAUCAAACCCCUCACAUCUGAGAGAACUGAAUCUGUCUAGGAAUAGUCUAGGAGACAGAGGAGUGAUGCUGCUCUCUGCUGGACUGAAGAAUCUUCACUGUAACCUGGAAAUACUGAGGUUGAACAGUUGUGACAUCACAGGUGAAGGUUGUGCUGAUCUGGCUUUAUCUCUGAGAUCAAACCCCUCACACCUGAGAGAACUGGAUCUGUCUAGGAAUUAUCCAGGAGACAGAGGAGUGAUCCUGCUCUCUGAUGGACUGAAGAAUCCUCAAUGUAAACUGGAAAUACUGAGGUUGAGUGGUUGUGGUGUCACAGGUGAAUAUUGUGCUGCUCUGGCUUCAGCUUUGAGAUCAAACCCCUCACAUCUGAGAGAACUGGAUCUGUCUGGGAAUUAUCUAGGAGACAGAGAAGCGAUGCUGCUCUCUGAUGGACUGAAGAAUCCUAAGUGUAAACUGGAAAUACUGAGGUUGAUUUAUUGUGGUGUCACAGGUGAAGGUUGUGAUGCUCUGGCUUCAGCUCUGAGAUCAAACCCCUCACACCUGAGAGAAGUGGAUCUGUCUAGGAAUGAUCUAGGAUACAGUGGAUUGAUGCUGCUCUCAGGUGAACUGAGGAAUCCUCAGUGUAAACUGGAAAUACUGAGGUUGAUUUAUUGUAAUUUCACAGAUGAAGGUUGUUCUGCUCUGGCUUCAGCUCUGAGAUCAAGCCCCUCACACCUGAGAGAACUGAAUCUGUCUAGGAAUAAACUAGGAGACAGAGGAGUGAUGCUGCUCUCUGCUGGACUGGAGAAUCCUCAGUGUAAACUGGAAACACUGAGGUUGAGUGAUUGUGACAUCACUGGUGAAGGUUGUGCUGCUCUGGCUUCAGCUCUGAGAUCAAACCCCUCACACCUGAGAGAACUGAAUCUGUCUGGGAAUAAACUAAGAGACUUAGAAGUGAAGCUGCUCUCAGAUAUACAGGACAAUUCACAUCAGUUGAAAAUUCUGUUUUAAAUUGUUCAAAGCAUAAUUUCCUGGUUCCCUUUCAUGGGAACUGUCGACGCUACGUCAUAUGACGUUAUGGGAACCUUCUGCGUGAUUGUGUCGUGAAGCACUCUUGUAUCUAACCAAUGAUGAGACGAGACGUCAGAGGCGGGUGACGUCACGGACCAGGAAACUAUAAAGCAUACCCAGAACAAAGAACGCUAGCUUCUGUUGUCUUCAGCAAGCGCUCUGUGUUAUCGUGUGUCUUAUUUGGUGUUGUUUGUCUUAUUACAUAAACAAGUCACAAUCUCUUCGUCUGAGGACAAGAGUAUCUCACACCAAUCCAUAUAUUUAUAUAUAAAAAAACAGCAGUUGAAUGGGAGUUGAGCAUGCCCAGGCAGCUCUUGAGGGAGCGGUCUGUGCACACUGUAAAAAAAAAAAAACUCACUCUCAGAACACUGUGUUCCUGUGUUCCCCGCGGAUCGGGUCCCGCUUCUGCUGAGGCAGAGCGGAGGCUCCAUUCGUGGGGUUCACAAUUGGAUCUGACAGAGGGAUUAGAGACGGGCGCCGCCCUUUCUCUGCCCUUACCUGCCAGGUUCAGUGCCGUCUCCCAGGUGGAAGCACGCUCUGCAGUUUCUUCCCCCGGAUUGAGGCACCGGUAUUUCACAUGUCCAGCUCUGAGGAGGUGGAUAUUGUGAUAUCGAUCUGAGGACUCGCCACCUCACACACAUAUCGUGUUUCAAAAUCACACGUUUAUAACAAAUCAAUAGUGAACAGUAGGUUGAAUCGCGUUUCCCCCUGUGCUACACUAUAAAGCGAGUGGGGAUACACGCAGUUUAUGUGUUGUUUGCUGGGAGUGGAGCAUGCACGUCAGCUCACAACUGACAGUGAGCAGUGUUCAUUCAUAAAAAUGUCCCAAAGAGAAGCAUGCACUAGCGGGAGUUUUUUAGCUCCACUCCUGUUGGCUUUAUUCUCGAGGGAAUAAAAGUCUAACGCAAGGCUCGGAUCUCGCACUUGCCAAGGCAGCGCGUAGAUUUAGUUUUCAUUAAAGAAUAUAUAGCUCGGAUCUCGCGUUGCCGAGGCAGCGCGUAGAUUAAGUCUGCAAGAGAGAAUAUACGGCUCGGGUCUCGCGUUUGCAGAGGCUGCGCAUAGAUCACGUGUCCGUAAUUUUAUAUAUAUAUGUAUUUAUAUUUGGAGGGAACUGAGUAGACGGGAGUUUCCCUUUCUCUCUUUCCCUAAAAUACCUUGCGAAUUAUUACGAGCUAUAAUUCUUUUUUGUAUUCUAAAUAUAUUCAGCCUGUUAAAAAAAAAAAAAAAAAUCUGGCUGCAUUUAAUUUGAGGAUUAAAUGAAAUAUUGAAAACAUUAAAAUACAUUAAAUUCUAAGGAAUUUAAAAGAAAAUAAAGGAGACCGUUCUGCCAACCCUGCCACCUCGUGUGCUUCAGGGCGCAGUGGUUUCCAGUGUUCCUCCAAGAAAGAGGAGGGUUGUAGAGCGGUCAGUUCAGAUGUUCCCUGCCGGCUUGCCAUUUCAGGGCACUGGUCUGGCCGUUCAUCCAAAGAAAGUGUCGCCACCCGUGCUCCCACACAGAAAGCUUGGGGACAGGGACAGGCGACACAGCUGAAGUCUUUGUGGGGUAACACAGAUCUGCGGACUGUAAUUAUCACCAAGAAGGCUUCGAAGAGGUCCUGAUGCCAGUGGCAAGGGACAUUGGAGGGCAGCCCCCUCCAGAGAGGGUCGGGUAUUAAAAUACUUGGUACCCAUCCCUCUUUGGCGCCCUCAGGGGGCCGUUCUGCUAACCCUGCCACCCAGUGUGCUUCAGGACGCAGCGGUCUCCACUGACCCUCCGAGGAGGGCCGGUCAUCACUUGAUUCGGCUGUUCCUUGCCAAUUCGCCGUUUCAGGGCGCCGAGUUAAGUGCUCAAAAAACACCAGAGGCCAGUCUCGAGAGACUGGUUCCCUUAGUAAAUUUUCUGGCAGAAUGGAAACUUCUCCCAAAUAUUUCAAAACGGGUGCUGCUCACAAUAGAAAAGGGUUACAAAUUCGGGUCUCGCCCGCCCCAGUUUAUUGGGGUCCUUCCCACAGUGGUGGCCCCAAGCAGUCUCUGGUAAUGGAACAGGAGGUUAUGACGCUCUUGCAAAAAGGAGCUAUAGAAGGGGUUCUCCUCCCAGCAAGCUGUCAGGGUUUUACAACCAGUGCUUCAUUGUUCCAAAGAAGGAUGGAGGGUUAUCCCACAGAUCAGGUCCGAGGACUGGUUUGUUGCGAUAGACCUAAAAGAUGCUUACUUUCAUGUAUCCAUCCAUCCUCAACACAGGAAGUUCCUCAGGUUUGCUUUCGGGGGCAAAGCUUACCUGUACAGGGUUCUUCCCUUUGGCCUUAUCACCCCGCACAUUUACGAAGUGCGUGGAUGCAGCUCUGGCUCCACUGAGACUCCAGGGCAUCCGCGUACUGAACUAUAUCGACGACUGGUUGAUUAUAGCUCAAACAGAACAUCUGGCAGUUCAACAUCGAGAUGUUGUUCUGUCACACAUGAAGAGGCUUGUGCUGAGGCUCAAUGCCAAGAAAAGUGUGCUGGUUCCGGCUCAAAUUACCAACUACUUAGGGGUAGUUUGGGACUCCACCACGAUGCAGGCACAUCUGUCUCCUGCUCGUGUGAGUUCCAUUCUUAAUGCUGUGAAUGGGGUGAAACUAGGCCAGUCACUCACUGUUAAACAGUUUCAAAGACUGUUGGGUCUCAUGGCAGCUGCGUCCAACGGGAUACCUUUUGGCCUGCUGCACAUGAGACCCUUGCAGUGGUGGCUCAGGACCAAGGGGUUUUCUCCGAGGGGAAAUCCUUUUUGCAUGAUCAAAGUCACGCGGCGAUGCCUUCGUGCUCUGGUCGUGUGGAAAAAGCCUUGGUUCCUGUCCCAAGGACCUGUGUUGGUGGUUCCUUGUCGUCGCGUAAUGCUUACGACGGAUGCUUCCCUCACGGGCUGGGGGGCGAUCAUGAGUGGUCGCUCAGCUCAGGGUCUCUGGGAGGACCAUCAGAGUUCCUGGCACAUAAAUCGGCUGGAAAUGAUGGCGGUAUUUCUUGCAGUAAAAUACUUCCUCCCAGACCUGAGGGCCCAUCACAUGUUGGUCCGCACGGACAACAUGUCGGUGGUCUCAUAUCAACCAUCAGGGGGGUCUGCGGUCUCGCCAACUAUGCAAUUGGCCCGUUGGAUCCUCCUGUGGGCCCAUGGGAAGCUCCUCUCACUGAGAGCAGCUUACAUCCCAGGGCAUCAAACGUGGGAGCAGACGCCCUGUCGAGGCAGGGGCCGAGGCCCGGGGAAUGGAGACUCCACCCUGAGUUGGUGGAGCUCACUUUGGAAAACUUUGGUCGAGCGGAAGUCGACCUAUUUGCUUCAGGGGAAUCAACCCAGUGUCCACUGUGGUUCUCCCUAUCUCAUCCAGCACCAUUGGGUCUGGAUGCCAUGGUAUAGACGUGGCCGAGGCUGCGUCUGUAUGCAUUUCCCCGUUCGCUCUGCUCCAGGGAGUUCUGGAGAAAGUACGCCAGGAAGGGGUCAGUCUAAUAUUGAUACACCCAUACUGGCCAACCAAAAUAUGGUUCUCAGACCUACUGUCACUUCUAGAUGGCUCCCUGAUGGAGCUUCCUCUCAGGCAGGACCUCCUGUCUCAAGCGGGCGGCAUGAUAAUUCAUCCACGCCCAGAACUACGGAGACUGUGGGCCUGGCCUCUGAGGGGGCCAGGCUCAUAGAUGCUGGUCUCCCAACUGAGGUUGUGGAGACCAUACUCCACUCCAGAGCUCCCUCCACGAGGAAGUUGUAUGCGUAUAAAUGAAAACUGUUCUCUACUUGGUGUAGACAAAGCAAUGUGGACCCUGUCCACUCUUCUAUUAGCCUUGUGCUUCAAUUUCUCCAAGACAAUUUCUCUGAUGUUUUUAUCCCCUUCAACCUUGAAGGUUUAUGUUGCGACCAUUUCGGCCAUGCUCCUCUGGGGGAUUCCUCGGUAGGUCGAGACCCCCCUUUUUUAUACGCUUCCUCCGUGGUACUCUGAGGCCUUCAGUACGUACAAGGACUCCGGCCUGGGACUUUGGCCGUGGUAUUAGAAGGGUUAGCUAAGGCUCCCUUCGAACCACUAGAGGAAGUUUCAGAGAAACUCCUCACCCUAAAUACCAUAUUUCUACUGGCUAUUUCAUCUCUUAAAGGAAUAGGAGAUCUUCAAGCACUUUCAGUUGCUCCUUUGUGUUUGGAAUUCGCACCUGGAAUGGUCAAAGCGUUCCUGCACACUAGACCAGGCUAUGUGCCUAGGUCUCCACCAACGUCCCGGGUCCCAUCGUACUUCAGGCCUUCUAUCCUCCUACAUUUACAACUUCGGAUCAGGAGAAACUCAAUCUGCUCUGCCCAGUGAGGGCUUUAGAUGCAUAUGUCCACAGAGCUGCCCUGUGGCGUAAAAAAGAUCAAUUGUUUGUGUGUUACAGGUCUCCUAAGAAAGGAGGCCCAACAUCUAAGCAGAGAAUGAGGAAGUGGGUGGUCGAGGCUAUCUCACUUGCUUAUGAGGCGGCCGGACAACCAUCUCCAUUAGCUGUCCGUGUCCACUCUACUAGGGGUAUGGCUGCCUCAAAGGCAGGAGUAUCCAUUAAUGACACAUGUGAUUCAGCUGGAUGGUCAUCCCAGCACACAUUUAUUAGGUUUUAUAACCUGGAUAUAGGCUCCACUCCGGGGUCGUCAGUUCUGUCUACAAGAUAACAGACAGGUACUUGGUUCUACGGCGUAGUUGGGACAGUGUUCCCAUAACGUCAUAUGACGUAGCGUCGACAGUUCCCAUGAAAGGGAACGUCUCGGGUUACUUGUGUAACCCUGGUUCCCUGAAUAGGGAACGAGACGCUACGUCGCGUUGCCGUAUCCCUGGCAUACCUGUGAGCGUGUUGCUUCAGCCAUAAUCCAGAAGCUAGCGUUCUUUGUUCUGGGUAUGCUUUAUAGUUUCCUGGUCCGUGACGUCACCCGCCUCUGACGUCUCGUCUCAUCAUUGGUUAGAUACAAGAGUGCUUCACGACGCAAUCACGCAGAAGGUUCCCAUAACGUCAUAUGACGUAGCGUCUCGUUCCCUAUUCAGGGAACCAGGGUUACACAAGUAACCCGAGAAGUUUUCUCAAGUUUUACCUGUGGUAGAAAUUCACCUGUAAAAUAAAGUCAAACCACUCAGUUGUAAAAAUGAAUCAAAGUCUUAUUCCAAAUGAAGCUGGGCUGCUUCUCUGCAGAGAGCUACUAAAGUGAGCUCUACAACAAAAUAUAUUUAUUUAGUAAAAUCAUAACGAUCAUAACGAGCAGCAGAAUUUUUAUUAUGCCACAGUCGCUGGCGCCGCUUCUUCCGGUCAAGUGUAUGAGGUAACACAGCGCUGUUUAUCAUAUUACAUACAUUUGACUGUGUUGAAAAUAUAACGUUAUAACGUUACUCUGUGCAUUCGCUCAGCGGCUGCUGUGAGACACUUGUUGCACACUGCAGUAGAUAGAUCGAUUUUAGAAUAUCAUAUUAAAAUUCUGGAUGGCUUGUGUUGAUAAAUGCAUGCAAUUAAUUUUAAAACAUAUUGUAUGAUGGAGAAAAUGCUGUAUUAGCUACUUGACAAAAUAUUUUUUUCUCUGAGGCAUGAUAAAAGCAUGGUACUCGCAAAAAAUCAAGAAAACUAGAUUUAAACAAUAAGACUAAAAGUGUUGAUCUAUAUAACAACAAUUAGUCUUCUGUCUAUAAAUGUAACUAAACAGUUGUUCCCUUGUCUAAUAAAACAUUAAUAUAAUAAAGCAUCUUUGGUGUUUCCAUGGUAACCGAGGAAACCGAGGGUAACGCGGGUAUAAUGCCAUUGACAGGCGACUCCUCACACAUCCCGGAGCCUUGGUUAAAAUUGCAAUUUUCUCACGAUUUACAAAUAGUUGGAAACAUUUGGGAUAUUGUAAGUACUCAACUGAACAAAAUAUAUAACACUGGCCUAGUGGUUUUUGGAUAUUUACUGCAAAAAUCUUACAUAUUGUGCCUUUAAAAUACUCAGACAUUUAUGGUCAUAAGAGUAACACCAUUCAAAUUUGUGAAGGGUUAACAAGGCUUAUUAACAAAACAUUGCUUGUAUAAUAAAGCAAACAAAAAUCAUUUUCUGCCGUCUCGGUUUCCUUUCCGUGAACUGAACCGAAACUCAGCAUAUAGAUAUAGCAUUUUGUUAAUAUGUUAAUUAUUUAAGUGAAAUAUAUUUCGAGUAUAGGCAUAGGCUAUUUAUUCCUUUUAUAUGAUUUUAUCCUGUUUUUUCACAGAAGCGCUGAAGGUGCGUGAUCAUGAUGAAUCCUCAUGUUCUGUUGUUUAUUCUGCUGUUUGUGAAUGUAAUGGGUCACAGACACUUGUCCAUUCUAAUUUCGUUUAAUUCUAUAAUCUUGUCGGUUAAUAAAAGGUUAAUGAUCGCGUCGGUGGAAGGUCAGGAAAAAAAACCCUGAAAUGAUAUUGACAAGGCAACUUUUCUAAUGUUUGUUUAGUUUUUCAACUAAUAUUUAUAUUUUCUUAUAUUUCAGGUUUCUUUCAAUUAGCAUGAAUGUUUUUAAUAGUUUUAGUGGUAACACUUUACAAUAAGGUUCUAGGUUAAACAUUAAUUAAUGUAUUAACUAACAUGAACUAACCAUGAGUAAUACAUUUGUUACUGUAUUUACUAAUCUUCGUUAAUGUUAGUUAAUGAAAAUACAGCUGUUCAUUGUUUGUUCAUGUUAGUUCACAGUGCAUUAACUAAUGUUAACAAGAUUUUAAUAAUGUAUUAGUAAAUGUUGAAAUUAACAUUAACAAAGAUGUUUUUUAACUAAGAUGUUGUUCUUAAAGUCACAGUAAUGAAUGAGGUGUCAAAUCGUGCGGAUUACUGAGGAAUCGUGUGCUAUGACUUUUAUAAGCGAUCAGGUGUACGAUGUAUGAAAAAUCGCCCAAAAAAAGUCCCAUAGACUUUGCAUUGCGACCAACUUUGACGAGUCAUAGCUCAGAGCGAGGAUUUGGUAGAAAAGUGGGUUACUACGUUUGAAGAGGCUGUCAGACUCUGUAAGACCAUACACAUACCUGCUGCAAUGGGGUGUAAGUUGUACCCCUGGGGCGCAAAAGCUGCCCAAAGUUGCCCCAUAGACAUACUAUGGUGAAGCCGUGCCCAUGAAACAGGGAUUGUGCAUGUUUUUCCUACUAUUGUAACUUACAUAGAGAUUUUGUAUUGAACAUAACUCUGGAUCACAGUGUCAUAGAGACAAGGGGGUGGGCUCAUUUCACUCAGGCAACCAAUCAUUCUCUCAGGAUCAAUGUGAAGAAUCAAGCCAUGCCCUAGCAACCAUUUAGAGCACCCUUGCAACAAGUUCCAUAGACUUCCAUUCAAAAAGGUCAAAGGGAUAUCAAAGGGAUAUCUUUAGAUAGAAGUGUCAUAGAAACAUGAGGGUGGGCUCAUUUGACUCGGGGCAGCAAACGGCCAAUCACAAAUCACCUUCAACACUUCAUAGCCACACCCUAGCAACCAUUUAGAGCACCCUAGCAACACAAACACAAAGAGGCAUAUCUUCAAAUCCAAAUGUCAGAGGCAUGGGGGUUGGUUUUUAUCAUUCAUAUUGGCAAGCAGCCUUUGGAGUAUCAUCACUGGCAGCUGCCAAGCCACUCCCUAGCAACUAAACAGAGUACCCUAGCAACCUGUUCAACAAAGCCUAUAUCUCUGCAUCAGAACAUCAUAGAGACAUGGGGGUUGGCUCUUUUGACUAAUGCUAGCAAACUGGACUUCCAACAUGCUACAUGCUAGCAGUGAAUAGCUACAUGCUAAUAUCAAUCAGGUUAGGGUUAAAACAUGACACAAACAAGUCUAAAUGUGUUAGCAUCAUGUUAGUAGCAUGCUAAAAACAUGCUAGCAGCAUGGUAAUCAUGUUAGAAUCUUGUUAAAAACAUGUUAGCAACAUGUUAAUCAUGUUAGCAUCAUGCUAACAGCAUGCUAAUGGUGUUAGCAUCAUGCUAGCAACAUGCUAAUCAUGUAAGCAUCUUGCUAAAAACAUGCUAGCAGCACAGUAAUCAUGUUAGCAUCAUGUUAACAGCAUGUUAAUUGUGUUAGCUUCAUACUAACAACAUGCAUGUUAACAUCAUGCUAGCAACAUGCCAAUCAUGUUAACAUCUUGUUAAAAACAAGCUAGCAAUAUGGUAAUAAUUCUAGGAUAAUGCUAACAGCAUGCUAAUCAAAAGUGACUCACAUUUUCUUUAGGAAAUGUACAUUCCAGUUAUGAGCGUUAUGGGAACGUAAUAUGGCGGCGCCGUUGACGUAUGAUCCAGCGUCUAAUAGGGGAUGUCUAUGCCCAUAACGCUCAAAACUGGAAUUGGGAAAAAUGCUUCGUGUGCUGCUUGGGGCUGUACAAAUCGCUGCACAUUUGUAAACAGGUCUUGGAGAAUUACCUUUCACAUGUAAGACUGAACAUUUGUUUAUGGUUGUAUUUGGUCAUUAUAUAAUUAUAUUGAUAGUAGUUGGCCACCGUAGUCAGUCAGACUUAAAUAGCUAGCGAUGUUGCUAGUUAGCUGUGAAAGUUGAGACAUGAGUUUACAUGAUUUCUAUUAUAGUUUUAGCUUAUAUUAUAUCUUAUUUUAUAAACUAAAUUUCCUGAAAUUUAAAUAUGCAUCUUUAUUUUCUUAAAACCGACUUUUAUGACAAGUACUCGCUAGGUGACUGACAUUUUGUAAAUCUUACUGUAACGUUAGUUAGUUGGCUAGCUAACUUUUCUCACACAUUGAAGGUUUCCCAAAGACAAAGAGUUGAGGAGACAGUGGGAAGUAGCUAUAAGAAGGGAAGGUCUUCUGUGCUAUGCAGUGAGCACUUCAAGCCGGAGGACUUUGACAGGACAGGUCAGACUGUCAGGAUUAGCUAGGAUGGAGCUAAACCAUCGGUCUUCAGUUUCCCAACCCAUCUACAAAGAGUAGGUGUAUGAUCACUAGAUUAUUUAAUAGUUUGCCAUUAAAUGGUGAUUUGUUUAUAUGUUUAUAUUUUUAUUAUGGCCCUAUAUUCAAACCUCUCUGUCUCUCACCGAAAAAUGAAAUUUUUAUGAAAACAAUCACAAAAAAAAUUGUCUUAAUUAACUACUCCUAAUUCCAUCACAGAUGAGUAUGACUUUCAUUGUUUAUCUGAACACUUUACUGAAAACUGAAGUGUCAGGGUUCUGUCACUUCUUUCUAGUUUGUUUCUUGGUUUGUGACAGAGCUCUGACACUGCUAUUGUCUCGCCUGGUCUUGUCAUGUUGAGCGUGUGGUUCCGAGUCUGCUUGGGCCGCAUGCUGUCCAUGUGAGUUGUCUUGUGUGCUGGGCAUGGUGUUCGGAUCCCGGCACUUCGGUCUAGUUUGGUUUCGGUUUUGUGUCGGGAUUCGGACAUUCAUGCUCAGUGUGUUUAUCUCUUGUGUGUGCACGGAAUGAGCAUUCACUCGUUCUUCCUACAAAGAUUGUUCUCAUUUGCAAAACUAUAAGUCAAUAAAUCAAAAACCACAGCCAAUCAGAACACAGUGUGUGCGGGCUCUCGCGGCAUUUGCACAGCACCAGAGAUUAAACUUGACGGCACUCGCAUGAAAAAGAUCAACGUUGAUAAUCAAAUUCACAAAUAUUACAACAUUUAAACAUUAUUAUAAUAUAUACUGAGCUACUAAAACAAUCUUUGUCAUAUAAUACACUUGUUUGUUCACAUUCUUGCUUCCAUUUGUUUAAUUUCAAGAUCUGAGGUGAACUAUCCAUUGUUGCUUUUACUACGACUACAAAGCUGGGAGCACUAAAUGAUAUUCAGAGUCACGUUACAGGCUUUUAACAUUAAGUAAAGCACAUAAACAUUACCUUAGAUUAACAUUACCGUACUUUGUGUUGUUGUUCCAGCUGCGACUUUGCAAAAAAUAGAAACCGUUUCUAAGAUUGAAUCGUCACAUGUCGCUAUCGCGGCUGGUUAGGACAACCGGUAACUUAAACACCUCUGAUUGGUCAUUAUUUUCAACACAAAUCCCUGUGAUUGGCUACAAUACUCAACUCUGCAAAAUCAUGUUGUGACACAUUGGCAGCUCCGUUGAUCUUACGUAACCAGAUCGCUUUAAUUUACUUACUUUUCUGUUUUAUUUAAAAAUAGAAAUUAUAUGUUACACAUAGUAAUAUAAUUUUGUUAAUCCUGCAUGCAAUGACUAAAAUUAUAUAAAUUGCAUUGACUUGACCAGGCAGCCAAUUGACGCCCCUGUUUACAUCUGCCGCAUGCUUUCUUGUUAUGUUUUGUGUGAACACGCAGCUUAUGAGUUUCUCAUAGUUGUGUGCUCAUGUCUCGUUGUGUGUUCAUUUCUCGUUUUGUGUGAGCACAUGGCUUGUGAUUUGUUUUCAUUGGCCAUGUGCUUGUGUUUUUGUCAUGUUUGGUGUGAGCACAUGGCUUGUCAUGUGUUUCCUUGUGCCAUGUGCUCUCAUAUCUAUUGUCUUGACCCCGCCCAUUUUGUUACCUCAUUAUUGGUUCAUUUGCCCCACCUGUCCUCCCUUAUUACCUGCCUUGUUUGCUCUCCUAUUUAUUCUCCUUGUGUUUGCAGUCCUGUGUGAGUUUGUUGUUUGAUGUUACCUGUUGUGUUGCUUGCCCGUUCCAGUCCUGCCCAGUCGUGAUGGCGAAAUGAAGCUUUGUGAAGCACAGAGACUUUCCCCUCAAGUGUAUCGUAAAAAGGUUCAUUACUCGAAGCUUUUCAACACUGUGCAUACUAACGACAUCUUGUGGUCAAAAGGUGGAAAAAAACUGCCUUUUAACUGCCCAGUUAUUUUUGGACUGUUUCAUGUAAUAAAUCAGUUUGUGCUAUGAAAAGUGUAUAAAACAAUGUAAAUUAUUAUUAUACAUAAAAAAAGUCUUUUACGUGUCAUUUUAAAUGACACGUAAAAUGACACGCUUCCUAGCAUUGUUCGGGAAGCAGACACACUCUGUCAGUUUAAAUCUAGACUAAAAACGCAUCUCUUUAACCUGGCAUACACAUAACACAUUACCAAUUUAUAUUUCCAAAUCCGUUAAAGGAUUAUUAGGCUGCAUAAAUUAGGUCAGCCGGAACCGGGAACACUUCCUAUAACACCUGAUGUACUCGUUACAUCAGAAGAAGAAUGGCAUCUACGCUAAUAUUAGUCUUUCUGUUUAUCCCGAGGUUCACCGUAGUCAACCGGAUCCGGGCCGUAUCCAGGUGAGACCAAAAACCUGCACCUUGACACGACCACAACGCAGCCCUGAAGUAUCAGCAGAGAUUGAGUCAACUAGAUCAUCCCCUGUGAAGGCCUCAUCGACACGACAGCCACGACACAGUUCCUCAACAACCGUCCAUACCGGCGUGAUGAAUACGAUCCUCAAUUGGAUGGAACUGAAAUAAAUACUUUUAAUGUUGCGAUCCUAUUGGACUUAUGAUAGCAACCUGAAUUGUAACAAAGCACUGUUGGCCAGAGGAGAACUGGCACCCCGACUAAGCCUGGUUUCUCCCAAGGUUUUUUUCUCCAUUUUAACACCAAUUUGCCACUUGUCUGCCACCUGAUGUCACCUGAUGGAGUUUGGGUUCCUUGCCGCUGUCGCCUCUGGCUUGCUUAGUUGGGGACACUUGACUUGACAUUUGAUAUUCAACAGUGCUUUUGAUCUGCCUGCAUUGACACUAUUCUUUAAGAGCUGCUGUGCAGCCAAACAAUGUACCAGUUAUCAAUGUAAAGCUGCUUUGACACAAUCUACAUUGUAAAAAGCGCUAUAUAAAUAAAGGUGACUUGACUUGACUUGACUUUUACUUACACAAUUUGAAUAAAUGAGUCUGAAUAAAUUUUGGGGGAGAAAAUAGACAAGCUUGGACAUAUAUUAUCAAAAUAAAUUAUUGUCAUAGAAUGAAGUAUGAACUGAGAAUACAUACAAACUGAACACGUAAAUAUUUAUUUGUAUUAUGACAUAUUAUUUUGCUGAAAAGCAAAUGACACCACAUCUGUGCAAGGGUUCACGUUAUGUGAAUCAGAAUACGAAGCAGUCAUGUGGUUGUGUGCGAAAAUGAAGCUUCGGACGUCACCGAUCACGUGGUUAUGGCAAAAUGAAUCAAGCUCCGAUACAGUGCUUUACUGUGAGAUGUUUCGGGUUUUUUUGAUACAACGUCACAUCACUACUGCCCAGUCCUGCCCAGCCAGUCAGCUACCAGUUAUGUUUUUCGCCCAUGGGGUAGUUUUUGCUGUUGAUUUUGAUUCAUUUUUUGAUUUUGAUUCAUUUUCUAUCUAAUAAAAGCUCAUUCGUUCCUGCAA